AGUAAUAUUGUUGCAUUGUGGGAUUUGUGUGCUUUCAUCUUGCAAUCAUGGCGGACGCCUUUGGAGACGAUUUGUUCAGCGUGUUCGAUGAAGAACAAACAUCUUCAACUAAAAAGAAACCACCAAUACCUGAAAAGGGGAAAGCAACCAGUAAUAAUGAUAAAGGCGGAACGAACGAGCCCCCUGCUGCCAAGACCAAGAGGGAAGCAGACAACGACGGGACAGAUGAGGUGGUGUUCGGGAAAAAGGCCAAGCUGGAGACUGUCUCUACAGAGGAGAUCAAUCUUGCCGACUGCAUGCCCAAAGUGAAGGUGGAGCCGGUUGAGACAGUGGAAGGAUGCAAUCACGAGGUGGCUCUGCCAGCCAAUGAGGAGUACACACAGCUUAAGCCUCGUGUGGGGAAAGCGGCCAAGGAGUACCCCUUCAUUCUGGAUCCCUUCCAACGUGAGGCCAUUCUGUGUAUAGACAACAACCAGUCAGUGCUUGUGUCUGCCCACACCUCUGCAGGAAAGACUGUCUGUGCAGAGUAUGCCAUAGCUCUAGCCCUGAGAGGGAAGCAGAGGGUAAUCUUCACCAGCCCCAUCAAGGCCCUGAGUAACCAGAAGUACAGAGAGAUGUACGAAGAGUUCCAAGAUGUUGGCUUGAUGACCGGUGAUGUCACCAUCAACCCCACUGCCUCCUGCCUUGUCAUGACCACUGAGAUUCUGAGGAGCAUGUUGUACCGAGGGUCAGAGGUCAUGAGAGAGGUGGCCUGGGUCAUCUUUGAUGAGAUCCAUUACAUGAGAGAUGCAGAGCGUGGUGUGGUCUGGGAGGAGACCAUCAUCCUGCUUCCUGACAAUGUCCACUAUGUCUUCCUGUCCGCCACUAUCCCCAACGCCAAGCAGUUUGCUGAGUGGAUCUGCCACCUCCACAAACAGCCCUGUCACGUGGUGUAUACUGACUUUCGGCCCACCCCCCUGCAGCACUACAUCUUCCCAGCAGGUGGCGACGGACUUCACCUUGUGGUGGAUGAGAACGGAGAGUUCAGAGAGGACAACUUCAACACGGCCAUGCAGGUGCUGAGAGACACAGGGGACUCUGGGGGCAGUAGCGGAGGUGGCAAGUGGGACACCAAGGGACGCAAAGGAGGAACACGAGGGCCGUCCAACGUGUUCAAGAUCGUGAAGAUGAUCAUGGAGAAGAACUUCCAGCCGGUUAUCAUCUUCAGCUUCAGUAAGAAGGAGUGCGAGGCCUACGCCCUGCAGGUGUCCAAGCUGGACUUCAACACAGAUGAGGAGAAGCAGCUUGUAGAGGAGGUGUUUAACAACGCUGUAGACUGUCUGUCUGACGAUGACAAGAAGCUGCCUCAGGUAGAGAAUGUUCUACCACUACUGAAGAGAGGUAUAGGGAUUCACCACGGGGGACUGCUCCCCAUCCUGAAGGAAACCAUUGAGAUCCUCUUCUCUGAGGGGCUAAUUAAGGCGUUGUUUGCCACAGAGACCUUUGCCAUGGGCAUCAACAUGCCUGCCCGCACCGUCCUGUUCACCAGCGCACGCAAGUUUGACGGCAAAGACUUCCGAUGGAUCACGUCUGGCGAGUACAUCCAGAUGUCUGGCCGAGCUGGCAGGAGAGGGAUGGACGAGAGAGGUAUUGUCAUCUUCAUGGUUGAUGAGAAGAUGAGCCCUGCAGUAGGGAAACAGCUGCUCAAGGGCUCAGCUGACCCUCUCAACAGUGCCUUCCACCUCACCUACAACAUGGUUCUCAACCUGCUGCGGGUGGAGGAGAUCAACCCCGAGUACAUGCUGGAGAAGUCUUUCUACCAGUUUCAGCACUACAGGGCUGUGCCCGGCGUCGUAGAGAAGAUGGGGAAGCUGGAGAAGAUGUAUAACGCCAUAGAGAUCCCCAACGAGGAGAGUGUGGUCACUUACUAUAAGAUCCGCCAGCAGCUGGCUAAACUGGGCAAAGAGAUCGAAGAGUUUGUCCACAAACCCAAGUUCUGCCUUCCUUUCCUCCAGCCUGGUAGAUUGGUCAAGGUCAAAAACGAAGAUGUUGACUUUGGAUGGGGCGUAGUCGUUAAUUUCUCAAAGAAGUCAAACGUCAAGGCCAGUACAGGUGAUGCAGACCCUCUGUACGUGGUGGAGGUGCUGGUCCACUGUAGUCAGGAGAGUGUGAAGAAUGCAGCUACAGAGGCUGCUAAACCUGCUGCCACUGGGGAGAAGGGUGAAAUGCAGGUGGUUCCUGUGAUGCUCCGCCUCUUGACCUCUAUCAGUUCAGUCCGUCUCUACAUCCCCAAAGACCUCCGGCCUUAUGACAACAGACAGAGCAUGCUGAAAUCCAUACAGGAGGUGCAGAAGCGCUUCCCAGACGGAGUUCCCCUGCUGGACCCCAUUGAUGACAUGGGCAUCAAGGACCCAGGCCUGAAGAAGAUCAUCCAGAAGGUGGAGGCAUUCGAACACAGGAUGUACUCCCACCCCAUGCACUCCGACCCCAGCCUGGAGGCUGUCUACUCCCUCUGCGAGAAGAAAGCCCUGAUUGCAGGGGACAUUAAAGGGGCCAAGCGGGAGCUGAAAAAGGCUAGGACCGUCCUGCAGAUGGACGAGCUGAAGUGCAGGAAGCGUGUCCUGAGACGUCUGGGGUUCGCUACUUCCUCUGAUGUCAUCGAGAUGAAGGGCAGAGUGGCCUGUGAGAUCAGCAGUGCUGAUGAGCUGCUGCUGACUGAGAUGGUGUUCAACGGUCUGUUCAACGAUCUGACUGCAGAACAGGUUACUGCUCUGCUCAGUGUCUUCGUCUUCCAGGAGAAUGCGAAUGAGAUGCCCAAGCUGACAGAGCAGCUGGCUGGACCACUGAGACAGAUGCAGGAGUGUGCCAAGCGCAUUGCUAAGGUGUCUGCAGAGGCUAAACUGGAGGUGGAUGAGGAGACCUACCUGGACAAGUUCAGGCCUCACCUGAUGGAUGUGGUCUACACCUGGGCUAACGGCUCCACCUUCGCUCAGAUCUGCAAGAUGACCGACGUCUUCGAAGGUAGUAUCAUCCGCUGUAUGCGUCGCCUGGAAGAACUGCUGCGUCAGAUGUGUCAGGCAGCCAAGGCCAUCGGCAACACCGAGCUGGAGAACAAGUUUGCAGAUGGUAUCACAAAAAUCAAGAGGGAUAUUGUGUUUGCUGCUAGUCUAUAUCUGUAAUUUGUUGUAUUUUGUAAGAAUAAGAUUGUGUUUGUGUAAUUUCAUCAUGAUAUCAUCCAGACAAUGUUUUUUUAUAUUUUUAUUUGUAUUCAUGUUGAUAAGCAUGAAAUGGCUUUUUUUCCUUCCAAAAAGUGCAACACAUUUGUACAUAGUUAACACAAUUUUAAUUAAAAAAAAACGUCUGUAGUGAUUUAUUUUACAUACGGAUGGAUAAAAAAAAAAA
This is a messenger RNA of Oncorhynchus mykiss (rainbow trout), 3381 nucleotides long. It is a transcript of the gene mtrex, whose product is annotated as Mtr4 exosome RNA helicase. Lineage: Eukaryota; Metazoa; Chordata; Actinopteri; Salmoniformes; Salmonidae. Gene Ontology annotation, biological process: maturation of 5.8S rRNA; RNA catabolic process. Gene Ontology annotation, cellular component: nucleus. The record is from RefSeq and is a predicted model, not a curated record. Gene Ontology annotation, molecular function: ATP binding; RNA helicase activity; RNA binding.